UCCCAACAUUUGCCUCCGCCACGGCGCCACCUCAGCAGCCUGGUCACCAACUGGCAGGUUAUGGUCGGCACUCGUGACCGUAUUGCAUGAAGCCCUCCACCGUUUCGACACUUACACUACCUUCGCUCCUUUUCUGCGCUAAACAACACAAAACACACAGCACCUUCAACGUUUCUCUCUGUUGCUGUUUCUCUGCAAAACCAUGGCAGGAGAUCUUCCUGGGUUUUACUAUGAUCCGGAGAAGAACAGGUACUUCCCCAUCAAGGGCCCAAUCCCAGGAUCUCGUCGUAUGACUGCUCCUGCUUCUUCUUCUGCUUCUUCCAGCGCUCAGACGCCGGCCAAGGUGACCAACUCAUGUAGGCGAACCAGUGUAAGAACUUCUAAGAUGCUUCAGGCUAGGGAGUUAUGCGGUAAUCUCAUUCCUUUCAAUAAAGGGAGGUGUAACUUCAAUGAGGAAUUCCAAAAGGCACAAGCAUGCCAUCCUGUGGUUUGGAAGUAUCAGGAAACCAAAGAGUUAACUGAUGGCGCUUUGGAGCGGAUUCGCAUGGAUGUACAGACAGAAGGGGGUCAAACUGAUACGGACUUUGUAUUAGCAGGUGGCAUGAAUGGCUCUAUAAGUAUUUUUGAAGUUGGAAAAGUUGGGCAGGGUCUUAAUUACGGGAUGAAAUGCAAGGCAGAAUGUGUUUGGCCUCUCUCUAGCAAAAGUCAACUGGAGUACAGUGAGGUGCCUGGGCAAAUAUGGAAACCAGCUCACACUACACCACAAAUGCCAUCAAACAUAUCUUCUAUAAAAAUGUUUGGAAAACAGUCUCCUGGCACAGAAGAUGAUAGUUCUUGCAUCCAGCAUAUGUUGAUAUCAACGUUGGGAGCUGAGAACUCUGGUGGAUCUCUUGUGGUUAUUAACCUCCAUGAACUACUAAACUUUGAUCCAAAUAGGACUGUCUUAAGUCAAAAUAUUUAUGAGAUUGCAACUUUCAACUGCACUGUUUGGACUACAGAUUGUGAAUCUGAUGGGAGUCAUGCAGUGAUUGGAACCAACCUGGGAGCUGCUCUGGUGGAUUUGGAAACUGGGAACGCAUCGUGGCUGUUACACAGUAAAAGUGAUGUUUUGGCACAACAACUUGUUCACUCGGGAAAUGCUGUUUUAUGUGGACUCAGAAAUGGAGCAAUUGUAACAGUUGAUGUUCGUCAGAAACAGGGGUGGUUUCCUGUAAGACCUGUUAGACAUAGAAUACGUCACUCACCUUUGGAUAACACGCGUGGAAUAACUAGUAUACAACGGUCUAAGCCUUCUGGAACUGGAAAUAUACAUCCUUCUCAUACCACUAAAAUGCCUUCAUCUAUUGCAAGUUUGGUAUCACUUCGGUUUGAUGAUCAGUAUUUUUUGGCGAGCUCCAUGGAUGGAACGGUGAAGCUUUACGACCAACGCCUAAUCCAAAGAGGAGCUGUACAAUCUUACGAGGGGCUUGUGAAUUCCCAUACUCGUUUGCAGCUUGGAGUUGACCCAUCUGAGAGAUUUGUUAUGUCAGGCGGAGAGGACUGCAAUUUACGACUCUGGAGUAUUAAGUCUGGUAAACUGCUUUUCGAGGAUAAAUUCUGUAACACAAUCCCCUCAACUGUGUGCUGGCGAAGAGCUGAAAGGUUUAAGGGAGAUCGGGAUGACAGGCCAAACUACGAAUAUCUUGAUUCCAAAAGUUAUGGUUUGGGGGCAUGGAUUGGAUCACAGGAAGGACUAUUUUACAUGCACUGGCAAGUGUGAAAGGUGCAAAAUUGCUCUCACGACAGUUUUAUAAAUGUUCAAAGCUUGGGAUUUCUUUCUAUAGUGAUGCUCACCAUGCCGAAGGCAUUAUGAGCUCUAACGCAGAGCAACGCGAUGGUGAGGAGAUAAAAGAAGGAGCGAUUGGUGGUCUUGGCCUUCCGAGGAGUUUUGUUUUUAUUUCCUUUGUAAAGCUAAAAGCAGGUAGAUACUGAGUCUGAAAUAGUACUCGUGUCGAGGCUUGUACCUCCGUUGGUUGAGAGUAUUUACCCUUACACUUACGCCACAUUGGGCCAGAGUUUGAAUCCUGCCUUUUGGUCCUCCCUUAAUACCAAUUGUAACAAACAAAGAAAAUACUUUGUAAAAUCAUAGUGGAAUCUAGUGAAGUGACGAUCUUAAUUAUCAGUA
Pyrus x bretschneideri (Chinese white pear) is the source of this 2164-nucleotide messenger RNA. RefSeq lists its product as uncharacterized. Gene Ontology annotation, molecular function: protein binding. Bases 203 to 1759 code for a protein of 518 amino acids. Lineage: Eukaryota; Viridiplantae; Streptophyta; Magnoliopsida; Rosales; Rosaceae. The transcript is spliced from 13 exons. The record is from RefSeq and is a predicted model, not a curated record.